Molecule: messenger RNA, 806 nt
Organism: Entelurus aequoreus (snake pipefish)
Lineage: Eukaryota; Metazoa; Chordata; Actinopteri; Syngnathiformes; Syngnathidae
Product: SOSS complex subunit C-like
Exons: 5
Coding region: 343-651 (102 amino acids)
Biological process (GO): DNA repair
Cellular component (GO): SOSS complex; nucleus; nucleoplasm
Source: RefSeq, a predicted model, not a curated record
CGUGUGUCUUCCUGCAGCUUGGAGCCGCUAUUUGCUCUGGUAGUCAGCACAGCUCUACUGCGCAGCUGCGGAAGUUAAACGCUGAGAGACCGGAAGUAAACACCGUGACUGUCUGUGACAACGAGACGCGCACAAUUACUUUGAAUAACGUUUGUCAUAUUUGUAAUCAGGCAUCCGCACGGACACCUUAGUACGGCGCCCGAGAGAAUCACCGCGCGAGGACACAAGAAAGCAGACACGUGGUAGGCGACACGUUGCAGGCAAAUAAAGCAAAGACUUACUUUAUUAUCUCCAAAGACUUACUUUAUUAUCUCCACUUAAUCUGUCUUUUCCCUCGUCGAUAUGACCGCUAAUCCUCCAGGACCAGUCUUCCAGAAUAAGGCCCGAGUACAAAUCCUGGCUGAGCUGGAGAAAGAGAGAAAACGCUUGAUGCAGAAUCCGUCCAUGACCACUCCAGGAGCCAGCAGCCCGAUUUCUCGGCCCAGCAUGAAGGAGUUCCGGGACAGUGCAGAGCAACAACACAUUGUUGUCCAGCAGAAAGCAGCCCUGCAGCAUGCACACGCACACUCGUCAGGCUUCUUCAUCACUCAGGACUCCUCAUUCGGUAACCUCAUCCUCCCUGUGAUUCCACGCCUGGACCCUGAGUCGUGACGCACACUCCCAGGUUUCUUAUCAUGUGACCACAUACAACAUACCAAGACUGUACACCAGUCUUCCAUGCCAUCACUACCAAACAUAGGGCUCAUUAUUUUCUACACAUUGAAUUGUUUGGAAUGCUGUCUAGGUAAUAAAAUUCUAAUAUUCAA